CGGAUGUGAAGACCCGUCUGCGAGAAAAUCCGAUCCGGGCGAAGCACUGGUCCUAAAAAGCCACUUCUCCCUUUCGCCCAGAGAAGAGUGAUAGACAUCAGCCCCAGCCUUGGCAUGUUCUCCUGGUUCUGGUGGAGGAAGAGUGAUGCUUCUCCUCUCGGAGUGAAGGAGUGUUAUCUUUCCACAGCUGGACAGACGGCCGGGCAGACGCACUGACACCCCUGCUCUGCUUGUCCCUGCAGCCGGACCGACGGCACGAGCAGACGCACGGACAGUGAACGUGCACAGCUGGUGCUGUGCUGCAUCAGGCCACACAGAUGUCUGAGGGACUUUGAUCUGGGGUCAGUGUCACUCUGGUCUGGGGAUCGGCAUCGAGCGAGCGAGCCAGGAUCACGGCACCCUGAGGGUCGGCGACAGGUGGCAGCUUUGCAGGAGAAAAACUGCUGCCGCCUGUGUUUCUUUGUAUCCUUGUUCUUUGGACCCGUGGUUCAGAGCCAUUUUUUUCAAUUUUCCUCGCCUGGACUCUGGCGCUCUGGCCGCACACUUUUGCUGUCAAAACUGGCGAUGUCAAGAGUACCGAGUCCUCCUCCCCCCGCGGAAAUGUCAAGCGGGCCUGUGGCUGAAAGCUGGUGUUACACUCAGAUCAAAGUGGUGAAGUUCUCCUACAUGUGGACCAUCAACAACUUCAGCUUCUGCCGUGAGGAGAUGGGCGAGGUCAUCAAGAGCUCCACCUUCUCUUCAGGAGCCAAUGACAAACUCAAAUGGUGUCUGCGAGUGAACCCCAAAGGCCUGGACGAGGAGAGCAAAGACUACCUGUCGCUCUACCUACUCCUGGUCAGCUGUCCCAAGGCAGAGGUCCGUGCCAAAUUCAAGUUCUCUAUCCUCAACGCCAAGGGGGAGGAGACCAAAGCCAUGGAGAGCCAGAGGGCCUACCGCUUCGUCCAAGGCAAAGACUGGGGCUUCAAGAAGUUCAUUCGCCGGGACUUCCUGCUGGACGAGGCCAAUGGGCUGCUUCCUGAUGACAAACUCACCCUGUUCUGCGAGGUGAGCGUGGUACAGGACUCGGUAAAUAUCUCGGGUCAGAACACCAUGAACAUGGUGAAGGUGCCAGACUGUCGGCUGGCGGACGAGCUGGGCGGACUGUGGGAGAACUCGCGCUUCACCGACUGCUCCCUGUGCGUGGCGGGGCAGGAGUUCCAGGCACACAAGGCCAUACUGGCAGCCCGUUCCCCGGUGUUCAGCGCCAUGUUUGAGCACGAGAUGGAGGAGAGUAAAAAGAACCGUGUGGAGAUCAAUGACGUGGAGCCUGAAGUCUUCAAAGAGAUGAUGUGCUUCAUCUACACGGGCAAGGCUCCGAACCUGGACAAGAUGGCCGACGAUCUGCUGGCAGCAGCAGACAAGUACGCUCUGGAGCGGCUGAAGGUUAUGUGUGAGGACGCCCUGUGCACCAGUCUGUCGGUGGAGAACGCCGCUGAGAUCCUCAUCCUGGCUGACCUGCACAGUGCCGACCAGCUCAAGACGCAGGCCGUCGACUUCAUCAACUAUCACGCGGCGGAGGUGAUGGAGACGUCGGGGUGGAAGUCCAUGGUGGCGUCGCACCCUCACCUGGUGGCCGAGGCCUACCGCUCCCUGGCCUCGGCGCAGUGCCCUUUCCUCGGGCCGCCCCGCAAGCGGCUGAAACAGUCCUAGUGACGGCGCCGUGUCCUCCGUCGCGAAGCUCCCAGCCGCUUCCUCCCAGACCUCCCUCACCUUCAGACACUCUGAUGAGCCCACUGUCAAGCAUCCCUCCCCCCAACCUCCUCAGCCUCUACUGCUGUACUUUGUCUCAGAACACUUGAUGGGAAGAUAAAUAGGGAUGGGGUGGAUGGCCUGUAGGGCGGGCAAGGCCAGAGACCCGCACACUGUAGCUUUGCCGUGUAGACAGAGGGGACCCUGGAGGCGUCACUAAUGAAGAACACACCAGGAAAAGGACAAAUACUGUUUUUUUUU
This is a messenger RNA of Megalops cyprinoides (Indo-Pacific tarpon), 1989 nucleotides long. RefSeq names its product speckle-type POZ protein-like. Gene Ontology annotation, cellular component: nucleus; cytoplasm. Gene Ontology annotation, biological process: regulation of proteolysis; proteasome-mediated ubiquitin-dependent protein catabolic process. NCBI's taxonomy places the organism in Eukaryota, Metazoa, Chordata, Actinopteri, Elopiformes, Megalopidae. The transcript is spliced from 13 exons. Gene Ontology annotation, molecular function: ubiquitin protein ligase binding. Bases 565 to 1689 code for a protein of 374 amino acids. The record is from RefSeq and is a predicted model, not a curated record.